Amaranthus tricolor (Joseph's coat) is the source of this 876-nucleotide messenger RNA. RefSeq names its product ubiquitin carboxyl-terminal hydrolase 17-like. Gene Ontology annotation, cellular component: nucleus; cytosol. Gene Ontology annotation, biological process: protein deubiquitination. Gene Ontology annotation, molecular function: cysteine-type deubiquitinase activity; cysteine-type endopeptidase activity. Lineage: Eukaryota; Viridiplantae; Streptophyta; Magnoliopsida; Caryophyllales; Amaranthaceae. The transcript is spliced from 8 exons. The coding region runs from base 1 to 876 and encodes 291 amino acids. The record is from RefSeq and is a predicted model, not a curated record.
AUGAAUGUGUUUGGCUUAGAAGGUUUACGUAUGAAAAGGGAUGAUUUUAAGGGGUUUAUGUGGUGCUGUUUUGUUGUUGUUGAGUAUAUCAGUAUAUCAGUAUAUCAAUAUUCAGUAUAUGAGUUCAAUGGCCUGUUUUGUUGUUGUUGCUAUGCAAAUGCUGUGCUCCAAUGCCUUGCUUACACUCGACCCUUGACAAUGUAUCUCCUUCAAGGACUUCAUUCUAAAGAAUGCUGGAAGGAAAAAUGGUGUUUUGUUUGUGAGUUUGAACAUCUUAUGCUAAAGGGAAAGGAAGGUUACACUCCACUAUCCCCCAUUCGAAUCCUCUCUAACAUUACUCAUCUUGGUCAUGGAAGAGAAGAAGAUGCCCAUGAGUUUUUGAGGUAUGCUGUUGAUUCUAUGCAGUCGGUUUGUGUUGAGCUGGCUGGACUUGCAGGUUCAGUGGCUGAAGAAAGCACUCUCGUUGGCAUGACAUUUGUAGGCUAUCUUCAUUCUAAGAUAAGAUGCAUGAAGUGCCACUUUAAAUCAGAGAUAUAUGAAAGGAUGAUGGACCUCACUGUAGAGAUAGAGGGGGAUAUCAGGACUCUGAAACAAGCACUUAAAAGAUUUACGGCUUCUGAAAUGUUAGAAGGAGAUAACAAAUACUAUUGCAGCAAAUGUAAAUCUUAUGAGAAAGCUAAGAAGAAGUUGACUGUAUUUCAAGCACCAAACAUUCUUACAAUCAUGCUUAAGCGAUUUCAGGCGGAAAAUUUUACGAAGUUAAGAAAACCUGUUAAGUUUCCCGAAAUUCUGAACAUGACUCCUAAAAUGAGGCACUCAAGUGAUAAAGACCCUCAAUACUGGAACCUAUGUUUCACAACCAGAAACUUGUGCUAA